This is a messenger RNA of Prunus armeniaca (apricot), 312 nucleotides long. The record is from the annotation of a GenBank genome assembly. NCBI's taxonomy places the organism in Eukaryota, Viridiplantae, Streptophyta, Magnoliopsida, Rosales, Rosaceae.
AUGGAAGAGCCUGCAGAAGACAAAGUAGGAGAAGCAGUCGUUAAGCUUCUUUCACCGGUGUGGUGCCGGCCGAAGGCUCUCCGAUGCUUAUGUCAGCUAUGGGUGGAAGUGAAAAUGGGAGCUUUGCACAAAGUUUCGAUGUGGGACUUUGUGCAAGUCACUGUGGUGGUGACACGUGUCUUGGAGAUUAGGUUCAGCAAUUGGGAGCUUCGGCAGGUGUCUGGCACCUCGGAAGGAUGUUUUCCUUCAACAAGGAAGAAGGCGUGUCUGCCUUUGGUGCUAGUUGCUUUGAUGCUGGAUAUGCUCGGUUGA